CCACUAUCUAACAAAUUUAUCUUCUACCUGCCCCCAAGAUCCAUAGGAUCUCCAUUAAAAUAAUUCCUAAAGCCCCCUCCAUGAGACCACUUCUAAGCAGCCGCAUGGGACCUUGUGGUUAGGGUUUCAAGGGUUUUUAGAGUUUUCGGGGGUAAAAAGGAAUUCUUAGCGGCCGCAGAAGGUGUCUGGAGCAGGGCGACGUGUUCAAGAUGCAGAUAUUCGUGAAAACAUUGACUGGUAAAACAAUAACCCUAGAGGUAGAAUCCUCUGAUACAAUCGACAAUGUGAAGGCGAAGAUCCAGGAUAAGGAGGGUAUUCCUCCUGAUCAACAGAGGCUAAUCUUUGCUGGGAAGCAGCUGGAGGAUGGCAGAACCCUUGCGGAUUACAAUAUCCAGAAGGAGUCCACCCUUCAUCUGGUCCUUCGACUCAGGGGAGGUGCGAAGAAGAGAAAGAAGAAAACCUAUACUAAACCCAAGAAGAUUAAGCACAAGAAGAAGAAGGUCAAGUUGGCUGUUUUGCAGUUCUACAAGGUGGAUGACUCUGGUAAGGUGCAGAGGCUUAGAAAGGAAUGCCCUAAUCAGGAAUGCGGAGCUGGGACUUUCAUGGCCAAUCACUUUGACAGGCAUUACUGCGGCAAAUGCGGUUUGACUUAUGUCUAUCAGAAAGCCGAGGCUUAAGUUGAUUUGGCCCUAAAUUGGGUUUUGGGUUAAACGGGGUUUAGUUAAGAAUUGGAUCAAUCUAGGGCGGGAAGGAGUUGCUUCACUUUUUAACAUAAUUUGCUGGCGUUUGAAAUUGUCUGAGUUGGAUAAGAAUUUUGUAGCAGGGAUUCAGAUUUUAUUUAUGCAAUUGACAUUCACCAAUCUUUAUAACUAGAUUUAUGAAAAUCUAUUAGUUUAUUGUUAAAAUCAAUAGAUUGAUCUGUUUUAUGGCA
Cryptomeria japonica (Japanese cedar) is the source of this 931-nucleotide messenger RNA. Its product is annotated as ubiquitin-ribosomal protein eS31 fusion protein. Gene Ontology annotation, cellular component: cytoplasm; ribosome; nucleus. The record is from RefSeq and is a predicted model, not a curated record. Gene Ontology annotation, biological process: modification-dependent protein catabolic process; translation; protein ubiquitination. The transcript is spliced from 2 exons. Bases 210 to 677 code for a protein of 155 amino acids. Gene Ontology annotation, molecular function: structural constituent of ribosome; protein tag activity; ubiquitin protein ligase binding. Lineage: Eukaryota; Viridiplantae; Streptophyta; Pinopsida; Cupressales; Cupressaceae.